UGACCAAAAGCUGAAAGAUGGUCCAUGAGUGGUUAACCUUUGGAUUUUCGUGAUAAACUCAUCAGAGACUGAUAAAAAUUUAUAAUUAUAAUGUUCAAAACGGGUAUGUUUAGUUUCUGAGAAAUGAAUUAUUCUACAACUGAUAUUGGGUUGCCAAUGCAAAAUGAUCACCGAAUUUAUAUUCAAGACAAAUAUGGCCUCAUUUCGCCCUGGCAUGAUAUUCCACUGUAUGCCAAUCCUUCCAAAACGGUAUUCAACAUGGUGGUGAAAGCUCAAAGAUUCACAAAUGCAAAUUUUGAAAUAAGCCUGAAAGAACCCCUGAAUCCCAUCAAACAAGUAUCUCAAGGAGGAGUACCAAAGUUUAUACCAAAUUGCUUUCCAUAUCAUGGGUUUUUAUGGAACUAUGGGAUUUUACCACAAACGUAUGAGUUCUCUGGACAAUCAGCUGGUAACACUAGAUGCAGAGGCAUGGACCCUAUAGAUGUGCUAGAAAUAGGACAGAGAGGUGCACAAACAGGCGAAAUAUUGACCGUGAAAAUAUUGGGAGCCCUAGCACUGGUUGAUCUUGAUGAAUUACAGUAUGAUUGGCAACUUAUUGCUAUUGAUAAAAGAGACCCACUGGCUGAUUGUUUGAAUGACAUUUGUGAUAUAGAGAAAUAUUUGCCUGGUUUACUUCAGGCCACCAUGGACUGGUUCACAGUUCAUAAAGUUCCAUUAGGCAAACCCAUGAAUUCAUUUGGUCCUGGUGGGGGGCUGAAACCUGCUAGUUUUGCAUAUGAUAUCAUACAUGAAGUUCAUAAUUGUUGGAAGCUUAUUGUUUCAAGGACAAUUCAAACUGAUGAAGUAGCACUUGUAAACACUACAUUAGAGGGUAGUGUGUUCAAAAUAUCUAGAAGUGAUGCCAAAGAAAUAUUUCAUAACAAAAUGAUUCAGUGUACUGAUGAUGUCAAAGACAUUAUUGAUGCUUCUUUUACUGAUAAAGUGUACUUUAUUGAUAGGUAUAGUGGUAGUAGUUAUGGCAGUAAAUUAUAAUAUAGUAAUAUAGAGUAAUUUUGCAAUCAUUUUUUCCAAAAUAUUUGUUGAACAUUCAGUUUCUGAUGCCUAUGAA
Messenger RNA from Phaedon cochleariae (mustard beetle), 1108 nucleotides. The record is from the annotation of a GenBank genome assembly. Lineage: Eukaryota; Metazoa; Arthropoda; Insecta; Coleoptera; Chrysomelidae.